This is a messenger RNA of Mizuhopecten yessoensis (Yesso scallop), 1211 nucleotides long. Its product is annotated as keratin-associated protein 4-3-like. The coding region runs from base 21 to 968 and encodes 315 amino acids. The transcript has 2 exons. The record is from RefSeq and is a predicted model, not a curated record. Lineage: Eukaryota; Metazoa; Mollusca; Bivalvia; Pectinida; Pectinidae.
GUGUAACAGGAAAGGGAAAAAUGCAAGGACCCGACCGGGAUUUCAACCCAUUACCUCCAAACCUUAAUAGUUGCUGUAACCAAUUGAGCUAUCUGGAUAGUUGCUGUAACCAAUUGAGCUAUCUAGAUAGUUGCUGUAACCAAGUGAGUUAUCUGGAUAGUUGCUGUAACCAAUUGAACUAUCUGUAUAGUUGCUGUAACCAAUUGAGCUAUCUAGAUAGUUGCUGUAACCAAUUGAGUUAUCUGGCUAGUUGCUGUAACCAAUUGAGUUAUCUGGAUAGUUGCUGUAACCAAUUGAACUAUCUGUAUAGUUGCUGUAACCAAUUGAGCUAUCUAGAUAGUUGCUGUAACCAAUUGAGUUAUCUGGAUAGUUGUUGUAACCAAUUGAGCUAUCUGGAUAGUUGCUGUAAGCAAUUGAGCUAUCUGGCUAGUUGCUGUAACCAAUUGAGUUAUCUGGAUAGUUGCUGUUACCAAUUGAGAUAUCUGGAUAGUUGCUGUAACCAAUUGAGCUAUGUGGAUAGUUGCUGUAACCAAUUGAGUUAUCUGGAUAGUUGUUGUAACCAAUUGAGCUAUCUGGAUAGUUGCUGUAACCAAUUAAGUUAUCUGGAUAGUUGCUGUAACCAAUUGAGUAAUCUGGAUAGUUGCUGUAACCAAUUGAGCUAUGUGGAUAGUUGCUGUAACCAAUUGAGUUAUCGGGAUAGUUGCUGUUACCAAUUGAGCUAUCUGGAUAGUUGCUGUAAGCAAUUGAGCUAUCUGGCUAGUUGCUGUAACCAAUUGAGUUAUCUGGAUAGUUGCUGUUACCAAUUGAGAUAUCUGGAUAGUUGCUGUAACCAAUUGAGUUAUCUGGAUAGUUGCUGUUACCAAUUGAGCUAUCUGGUCACCGGCAAUCAACCCAGUCCAGUUCCCCUACACUCCUUCUCAAUACACACAAGCCCAAAUAUUACCUUAGGUGCUGUGUGUAAAAUGUAACAGGAAAGGCAAAAUGUCAUGGCAACUGGAGUUUGAACCUGGGACCUCCCAACUCAGGACAUCUGCUCUAGUUUAGCUAUCUGGUUGCCUUACGAUUGUAUAAUUAUUAUCUACAAUUUUUUAUGACCAUCAGAUCUUGUUGAAGGCCUACAUAGUGUUGAUUGUUAAAGUUUAUGAACUAUUCAAAUGUCAUUAAUCCGCUGAAAUAUGAAUGCACAGAAUAUGCAUUAAAGUUUAAGAAAU